AAGAAACAAAGGCAAGCAGACAAACAGAAAAAAAGAAAGAAAGAGAUAGGCACAAAACAGAAAAAUAGACAGAUAGAGAAAUAGAGAGAGAGAGUACAGACAGACAGACAGACAGAAAGAAAGAAAGAAAGAAAGAAGAAAGAAAGAAAGAAAGAAAGAAAGAAAGAAAAGAGGCAGAAGUUUCCAGCUCAUUUGUUUUUAGUCAAUCUGUGUUUUGUGGUGUUAAUGAUUUCUAGCGAGGGUACAAAGAUAGGGGUAUAUAGAGGGUGUUGAUGCCAUAUUGGCCAUGCUCCAGUGAACCUUCAGUCAAGUACUCUGAUACAGAAGAGGGCUGGGAAAGGAGAGACACAGCAAAAUAGGCAAAGACAAAAACAGGAGAGGAAGAGUGUACAAAAGACAUUCAAGAGCGAAUGAAAGACAGAAGGAAACAAAGUCACAUACAGUUAGGGAGGCGAACUUAAUUUGACUUUAAACUAAGGAGGUGCUGAGUCAUGUCACUGGAAACUUUGGACAAUUAAGUCCAGACAAACAUAACCUCCUCUUGCAAGCGACGCACUCGUAUCCCUUUCGAUGUCUCUGUCAACAAUGGCAAAAGCCUGAGACCCCCACUUCAAACAGGAGCACCACGUGGAGCAUCUUCUUACAGUAUAACUUUCUUCUUGCCGGCAUUAAGACACAUGUCAAACACUGGAUGAAAAGCAGCGUGGAGGAAGUGCUUUCAUAACCCUGGCAUCAAGGACGUCUACUGAACUGGGACAAACUUAAUCAGCUGACUUUUAUAAAUAGGGAAACAUUUUGCGAAUUCUCAGAAUUUCGUUUACGGAAUUGGGGUAAUUCCGUCAAAUUUGUAGAGGUACGCACUUGAACAAUGACUCUUGUUUCUGGAUGAGGACUGUCAUAUCAAUUGGAAUGCUGAUAUAGCCGAUAAGCAGGCAUAUCUGAGCUGAAGGGCCAGUGUUGCACAUCAGCGGGAGAGAGAGAGAGAGAGAAAGAGAGCGAGAGAGAGUGCGCUUCUCUUCGGUGCACUAAGCCUUAUCAUCUUACCUGCAGACAGGAGAGAGGGAGGCAGAAAAGAACGAAAAAUCCAAACAGGAGUUUGAUAAACACGAGUAAAGAGGAUUUAGGUUCAAUGAGGACAUCUGUUUAGUGCAAGCAACGAGACAAAAACGGGACACAGAACGGUAGAUGUGUGCAUGUCUUUAAAAAAGACUGAGGAUUAACGAGACAGACAGGAAAAGAUGCCAGAAAACAAGCAGACUCUCCAGCGGACUGGAAGCUAUCUCUCCCAUUCUGCUUACAGGAAGAUAAAAAGAGUCCUGAGCUUUAAAAGACGUGUAUUUGGUCAAAGGUUGGAGGAGACAGUCCUGUAUGAGAGGAGGUACGGGGAUCACAUGGCCCCUCUGGUGGUGGAGCAGUGUGUAGGUUUCAUCCGAGAGCACGGCCUUACAGAGGUGGGACUCUUUAGGCAGCCUGGCCAGGCCACACUGGUUAAAGAACUGCAGGAAGCUUUUGAUGCUGGAGAGAAACCAUCCUUUGAUAGUAGCACAGAUGUGCACACAGUGGCGUCUCUGCUGAAGCUAUACCUCAGGGAACUGCCUGAACCCCUGGUGCCAUAUUCCCGCUAUGAAGAGUUUCUUGUUUGCGGCAAAAAGAUCCCCUUAUACAGAGAACAGGGUUUGCAAGAGUUGAGGAGUCUCCUUUAUGAGCUUCCUGUGGCAAACUUUAACCUGCUGAAAUACAUCUGCCAAUUUUUAAAUGAUGUCCAGUCAUACUCCAACAUUAACAAGAUGAGCAUCCAGAAUCUGGCAACUGUUUUUGGGCCAAAUAUCCUCCGGCCUAAAGCUGAAAAUCCAGAAAGUAUCAUUGGAGGUGCAGCAGUUGUGCAACAUUUGAUGUCAGAACUAAUUCGAGAGCACACCUUGCUCUUCUCUAGAGACAACUGCAACCUUCCAGAGGCUACUUUACCAUCAAUCCAUCCAAUUCACGGACAAAGCAACCUUGUGGAAUGGGUUCAUGGUGAACUACCUACACAGAGUGAAAAUCACACCCUACUUUCAGACCAGACUUCAGCUUGUCCACGCAAACUUUCUCUGCCACAUAUGAAAGAGAAGAGACAGUCUGUUCAAAGCCCUUGUAACAAAAACAAUAUAUCAGAGACAGAGCAACAGCUUACAGAGGGCCCUUCAUCUGCCAGCUCUGCCCUGAUUUAUGACAACUACAAUCAACAAAGCUCAGCAAGUGAAUUUCUCCAUACAAGACAUGAACUUUCACCCUCCACUCCACCACCUGCACGCCUGAAUAAGGUGCUGGAGGAUGGGGUUGAAAGUCGUGUGCAGUCAAGGAGCUGGCCUGAUAUGGAGGAGCCCAUUUGGGGACCAGAGAGAACCCUAGGGGAGAGUGGAGCCCUGGAGAGUACCCUGUCUGUCUAUGACAAUAUGGGUAUUGAAGAGCAUCAAGGCGAAGGAUAUACAGAAGACGAGAAGCUGAGCAUUAGUAUUGUGGAGACAAAAGGUGGUACUGCUAGUCCUGCUGAAAGCAGCAACUCUUGGUCCUCCUGUGAGAUCACGCCUUUGGAUGGGAACAGUGAGAGCAGCGGAGAAGCAACUCCUUGCCAGGAUUCCCUUGGACACUUCUCCUCUUUCAGAAUGGACUCUUGUGAGGAAGGCCCCCGUCCUUACUCCCCUGCCUCUUCUUCUGCUCCCACAGAUGCCCCUUUAAGUACGGGCAGCAGCGAGGUAUUUUUGCCAAAUGCUCCCCAUGAGCCCCUAGGCUUUCCAGCCUCCCAUGCCAUGCAAUGCCUUGUUGCAGGGCUUCGGCAACAGAUGGCCAGGCAAAAGGCUGAAUAUGAAGCAAAAAUCAACAGGUUGGAACAAAGAAACAAGGUACUACAGGGAGAAGUCACAGGGUUGCGUUCCACUCUGGAGCAGCAGCGCCGCUGGGUCAGCGUGGCUGAGAUCAAGAUGCGAAAUGUGGAGCGAGCCCGUGCUGACGCCGACAGACGGAACGCCACUCUGCAACGGGAGAUGGAACAAUUCUUUGAAACAUUUGGCGAGCUGAACGCCGAGGCCCGAAAAACCAGUCGGAUUGUUCAAAGUUUUUAAAACAUUCACAUUUUGUGCUACAAACCCGACUUGAGCAAAAAAGGUUUUCAUGUUUCCGACAACAUUCAAAAACAUUAUGAAUCCGAGUGUCGUCUCAGGCCUAUAGAAACAAGGACGCAUUCCUGAGAAAACAUUGCCCUAUUUUGAAGUACAGUUCACUUGCCUGAAGAACUUUCUGGACUAGCAUGUGCAAAGUAAUAUUAAACCAAAAGGCAAUUUCUGCCACGUAAGCAAUGAAAGAUAAUGGAAUGACCUAAAAGUAGGAUAAAAUAUAGUGAUGACUAGUAAGCAUGGAUACCAUGAGAAAAGAGAUACUGAUGAUCAGCAGACACUAUGCUCUUAAAAAUAAAGGCUUCUAAAAGGAUCUUUUGGGUCCAUGAUGAACCUUUAACAUCCACAGAACCUUUCUGUUGCACAAAGAAUUCUUUGUAGUGGAAAAAGGUUCUACAGACAAUGAAAAAGUAAGAAACCUUUCUACUUCUAUCUUAUGGCAUCACUGAGAACCUCUUUGAGCAGCUUUAUUUUAGGGCAUGGUACGGAGUGCUCAAACUAGUCAAACGAACCAGUCUUUUGGAGUGAGACGAGCUUGGGCGUGGUUCGGUUUGAAAAGUGAGUUCCCCCUAAAGAGUUUACCCAGAUAGCAAUAGACGUCGGCACACUGUCAGAAAAAAGGUACAAAACUUGACCUUUUCUGUAACUGGGGUGUUAUACCCAAAGGGGUAUACCUUUGGGGGCACAAUACCCUAAGGACCUAUUGUGUACCUUUAUGGACCACCCCAGUGACAGAAAAAGUAGUUUUGUUCCCUUAAAGGCGGAGUCCAUGAUGUUUGAAAGCCAAUGUUGAUAUUUGAAGUCACCUAAACAAACACGCCCCUACCCCAAUAGAAUCUGGACCUUCUGUUGAUAGACCCGCCCCACACAUACGCAACCCGGCAUUUGAUUUGAUUGGCUAUAAGUGUGUUUUGGUAGUCGGCCCGUCUUCUUUUCCAAAGCGUUUUUCAAACAUCGUGGACUCCGCCUUUAAUGUCUGACAGUGCCGCUCCGCAGACCCCAGAGUCUAUUGUUAUCUGGGUAGGGAUGUUUUAAACAGUUUUUUCAGAUGAGUUUAAUGAGAAGACAGAGUUAGAAAGACUUGGUCUCGGUUGUGGAACACUACGUUCCGAUUUCUUUUAUUCAGUCAUGUGUAAAUAACGGGACAUAUUCACACCUUGUACAAAACGCAUCAAGUUCGUACACUGAAUGUAUUUGUACCAUAUGAAGUGAAAUAAUAAA
Misgurnus anguillicaudatus (oriental weatherfish) is the source of this 4373-nucleotide messenger RNA. RefSeq names its product rho GTPase-activating protein 24. Gene Ontology annotation, cellular component: focal adhesion. Gene Ontology annotation, molecular function: GTPase activator activity. The record is from RefSeq and is a predicted model, not a curated record. NCBI's taxonomy places the organism in Eukaryota, Metazoa, Chordata, Actinopteri, Cypriniformes, Cobitidae. Gene Ontology annotation, biological process: wound healing, spreading of epidermal cells; negative regulation of Rac protein signal transduction; negative regulation of ruffle assembly.